Messenger RNA from Salvia hispanica, 2134 nucleotides. It is a transcript of the gene FAAH, whose product is annotated as fatty acid amide hydrolase. Gene Ontology annotation, cellular component: membrane. The record is from RefSeq and is a predicted model, not a curated record. Gene Ontology annotation, biological process: N-acylethanolamine metabolic process. Gene Ontology annotation, molecular function: N-(long-chain-acyl)ethanolamine deacylase activity. Lineage: Eukaryota; Viridiplantae; Streptophyta; Magnoliopsida; Lamiales; Lamiaceae.
GAACCAAGUGUGGUCUAUUAAUUAUGCUGCGCCAUCCCCUCGUAUCUUACGCAGCUGUCAACCUCUAUUAAUUUCGGACCCACUUUCAACCAACCUUCAGCUGCCGGCCGGCGCAUUAUACCUCUCCUCUGUUCACGCUUUUGACUGCUUCACAACAAGACUUACUCAAUAUGGGGAAGAAGAAAGUGAUGCUGCCGGCCGAUGAAGUUGAUUUGGCUACGGUGAAGUACCAGUACGAAGCAAUUGAAGCGCCGCAUUUGACUGGAAUUGGACUCAAGUUGUUCGUCAAAGUGCUCGAAGCGCCGUUGAUUGGCUCUUUGAUAAUUUCGCAAUUGAAGAAGAAGAAUAAAAUGAUUGAGAUUCUGAGGAAUACCGUGAUACCCGAGGCUCCAAUGUUCAAACCCGGAUUUCCUCCUCGAGAACCAGAAACAGGAGUUGUUCCUUUAGACGAGGACCAAAGGCCCGAGGAAAGAGUUGAAUUAGCUCUAAAGAGUCUUCCAAAUUAUGAGCCUGCCAAGAGUUUGAGCACUGAUCCUUCUUCACCUUUUUGCUAUUGGAAGAUUAGAGACUUUGCAUAUGCAUACAGAUCCAAAAUUACCACCCCAUCUAUUGUUGCGGAGCGGUUUAUUGCAGCAAUGGACCAUUUUAACAAUAUGAAACCUCCUACUCCCUUGUUGAUUUCUUUUGACCCUGAACUUGUACGAAAGCAGGCUGCAGCUUCCACCAGAAGGUUUGAGGAAGGCUGCCCAGUAUCAAUCCUUGAUGGGAUUUUUAUGGCAAUUAAGGAUGAUAUUGAUUGCUUUCCGCAUCCAUCAAAAGGUGGAACAACCUUCUUCCAUGAGGUUCGUCCUGUUGAAGAGGAUGCAGCAUCUGUUGGAAGAUUACGUAGCUGUGGUGUGAUCUUAGUCGGAAAGGCAAAUAUGCAUGAAUUGGGUCUGGGAACAACAGGAAAUAAUCCAAAUCAUGGAACAGCAAGAAAUCCUCAUGAUCCUGCAAGAUACACUGGUGGGUCAUCUUCAGGGCCAGCUGCAAUUGUUGCUUCUGGGUUAUGUUCAGCAGCAUUAGGAACGGACGGGGGAGGUUCAGUCCGUAUUCCAUCCUCCCUGUGUGGUGUAGUAGGACUGAAAUCAACAUAUGGAAGGACUGAUAUGAGUGGCUCAAUAUGUGACUCUGGAACGGUAGAGAUUAUUGGACCCAUCACCUCAAAUGUUGAAGAUGCAAUAUUAGUGUAUGCAGCAAUUCUGGGAUCUUCAACUGCUGAAAGGAUUGCUUUAAGACCUUCUCUUCCUUGUUUGCCUGAUUUAACUUCAAAUGAAUUAUCCCAUGGCUCUGGAUCAUUAACAUUGGGGAAGUAUACAGAGUGGUUUAAUGAUGUAUUCUCCACUGAGAUCUCUGAUAAGUGUGAGGAUGUUCUCAAUCGUUUAGUAGAGAAUCAUGGAUGCAAGAUGGUGGAGAUAGUUAUCCCUGAGCUUCUCGAGAUGCGCACUGCUCACAUUGUUUCAAUUGGCUCUGAAUCUGCAUGUGGACUGAAUCCUGAUUAUGAAGAUGGUAAAAAGGCGAAGUUCACACUUGACACACGGACAAACUUAGCACUUUUCCAGACAUUUUCGGCAUCAGAUUAUGUUGCUGCUCAAUGUCUGAGGAGAAGGCUCAUGUACUACCAUAUGGAGGCCUUCAAAGAGGUAGAUGUCAUUGUAACUCCGACUACAGGGAUGACUGCACCUGUUAUUCCUCCAGCUGCACUUAGUUUGGGAGAGACAAAUAUGCAAGUUACUGGAAAUCUCAUGCGCUUUGUUGUAACGGCAAAUCUUCUCGGGUUUCCAGCAAUAUCUGUCCCGAUUGGAUAUGACAAACAAGGACUUCCCAUCGGCUUACAAAUUAUUGGCCGCCCAUGGUGUGAAGCUACAAUUUUACGUCUCGCUGCUGCUGUUGAGGAACUUUGCUGCUCACCCAAGAAAAAACCGCAGCAAUAUUAUGACAUAUUGAAAGGGGAGUAAAAACAAGUACCCUUAUCAAUUAUGAUGAUAUUAUCAAAAUCUGACAUUGAUUUGUUGUUUCUACACUACUUCUGUCCUGUAUUGUUGAGGAAGUAUGUCAAAUUUGCAUGAAAUAUAAACACAAGGCUUAUCAAUCA